Triticum dicoccoides is the source of this 727-nucleotide messenger RNA. Its product is annotated as DET1- and DDB1-associated protein 1-like. The record is from RefSeq and is a predicted model, not a curated record. The coding region runs from base 15 to 416 and encodes 133 amino acids. Gene Ontology annotation, cellular component: Cul4-RING E3 ubiquitin ligase complex. The transcript is spliced from 4 exons. Gene Ontology annotation, biological process: positive regulation of proteasomal ubiquitin-dependent protein catabolic process. Lineage: Eukaryota; Viridiplantae; Streptophyta; Magnoliopsida; Poales; Poaceae.
UGCACUGCUUACACAUGUCUGCUCUCUGCUACCAACUGUCGGCAAAGAGAGCCUGGCCGGAGCGAGAGACGGCACACACAUCGCGGUCGCGGACGGCGGCAGCGGCGAUGGGAAGCCCGCUGGGCGGCUGGCCGAGCCACAACCCGCACAACUUCAGCCAGCUCGUCCCGGCCGACCCCUCCGCCCAGCCCACGAAUGUCACACCAACAACUUACAUUGCAGCACAUAGGACAGAUCCACCUCCAAAUCAAGUGAUCACGACGGAGCCCAGGAACAUCCUGUUGAGGCAUUUCUACCAGAACUCGGAGAACAAGCCGAGGCCGAAGAGGGCCGCCCCGGAGAGUGCCUCCGUGCGCAACGGCAAGCAGGCGAGGAGCCCCGCCGAGGACGGAAGCCAGUCGAGCACGAGAAGCUGAACCAGGGCUGGUGUUCUUGUCUUGCGCCGCCGCCGUGGCAUCUCUGAAUCUCUGAAUCUCCUCAUAUGUUUGAUUUUGAGAAAGGUGUUUGCACGCAUGCACGCAUGCACUGCACAUACAUGUUGGCCAGGCCUAGUGCGGGGUGACACCGGCAUGGCACCACUGCAGUCUCUUUCUCCUUUGUGUAGAUAAUAAUAAUGUGGCCGCACCAGCACACCAACAUGUACUACUGUAGUAGCGCUUUUGUAUAAUAUUUGGAUGAUUUCCCUCUUUUGGCGAAUGAAUAAUUGAUGUGAUUAUCGGUCGCUGAA